Molecule: messenger RNA, 476 nt
Organism: Balearica regulorum gibbericeps (East African grey crowned-crane)
Lineage: Eukaryota; Metazoa; Chordata; Aves; Gruiformes; Gruidae
Source: RefSeq, a predicted model, not a curated record
AGGAAGAUAAAUACGGUCUUUACUCCAAUUUGUUGUACAAGUAUUUUCUUGCAGAGGGAAUUGUCUGUGGACAUGACUUGUUUGUUGCCUCUGCUAAAGAGCAUCCUGACAGCAUCUUAAAGGAACUUCCAGCCCCUUUGCUUGAUGAUGCCCACAGAAAUGAAUUGGGAGAAGAAGCAACAGUUAAGUCUGAAGAUUUUCAGGAUUCUAUGAAAAUAGCCUGGCGCUACCAAAAUUUACCAAAAAUGGAGGCCAGCCCAACAACAUCUACAAAGUUUGGCCAUUAUUAUGAUGUUUCUAAAACAAUGUCUCUAGAACUGUUUCAGUCCAUAAAAUGCCACAGUUUUUACCUUCCUGAAGAAUUGGCUUUACAGCCUAAAAUGAAAACAUGUAAUAUGAACAGUGCCUACACAAGGCUGCUUGAGUCUAUUCAGAGGAUCAUUUACCAGGAAGGGUUUGAUGGCUCCGAUCCUCAG